Condylura cristata (star-nosed mole) is the source of this 828-nucleotide messenger RNA. It is a transcript of the gene CIMAP1C, whose product is annotated as outer dense fiber of sperm tails 3-like 1. The transcript is spliced from 4 exons. The coding region runs from base 1 to 828 and encodes 275 amino acids. The record is from RefSeq and is a predicted model, not a curated record. Gene Ontology annotation, cellular component: cytoskeleton. NCBI's taxonomy places the organism in Eukaryota, Metazoa, Chordata, Mammalia, Eulipotyphla, Talpidae.
AUGACACUCCCCAAGGGCCUCCACAAUGCUGUGUUCUAUGGGCAGCACCCAGAGAAGAAGGUGUCACUACCCUCCAUGAAGGAGGUGAAGCAGACCCCUGUGAUCAUGGCAAAGCUCAAAGGUCCAGGGCCUGCCAAGUACCUUCGGCCAUCCUGCACUGGCUACAUAGACCACGACACCUCCAUGUUCCAGGAACCAGCCUACACCCUGCAUACCCGGCACUCGGAGAAACGGAUUGUGGAUGUGCACAGCCCUGGGCCUUGCUAUUUCUUGGAUCCCCAAAUAACUCGAUUCGGAGUGUCCAGCUGCCCACAGGUCCCCAUGGAGGAGCGUAUCUCCAACCUGCGCCUGCUCUCCACCCCAGCCUCCUGCCACUACCACUCGGAGAAGAUCCCCCCACUUGAUGAACGCAGGGCUCCCCAGUACACGUUCGGCUACCGGUGCCCAUACAGAGUGAUGGACCCCAACCCGGCCCCCAACCAGUAUCAGCUGCCACUCUUGCUGGGGCCUAACAUCCCCACCAAGCGAUCUGCCCCUUGCUACAGUCUGGCCUCCCAGGACAAGAACUGGUUCUACAAGGAGGACGUGGCAGGGGGCCCUGGGCCCGCCAUGCAUGCCCGGCCCGAGCCAUCUGUCUACCAGAACCGCAGCCCCAGCUACAGCAUGGCCAAGCGCUUUGGCUACCCGGUGGAGCACACACCUCGGCCCGGCCCCGGCUCCCACGAGGUCCAGCAGGUCACAGUGCACAAGCCCCGAGCACCAGCCUUCUCCAUGGGCAUCAAGCACUCACCCCACUUGACCCCUCUGGUCAUCGACAUUCACGACUGA